AUGGAGACGGAAGAGCUUAUGGCGAUGAACCACUGGGCUGCGCCGAGUCCGGAGGGCCAUCCUCCGAUGGUUCUUUGCUGCAACCGCUCUCAGGUCAUCGCGCCUCUGGGUAUCCGCAUCGCUCGAGUGGAGGAUCACGACAACCUCGCAGCAGUCUUCGACGCCCAAAGCGAGGUCGUGACCGCGGUUUACGGCGAUUUCUUCAUUGCGGAGCUUGUUGAGGCACAGAACGACGAGAACCGCGCCCUGGUGGCCGAGGUGGACGGUCGAGCUGUUGGACUGAUGUGCCUCACCUCCGACGUGGACAUCAACGUCCUUGCCCAGUGCUUCCAGCUAGAUCCCUAUGACAACCUUCUCAAAGCACCGUACAUGAAGCGUGUGCGUGAACAUGCCCGGGCCGUGUUGGAGCAUGGCGAGCAGGCGGGCUCGGCCGGUAAUCGACGGUGUUGCAACCUUCGACUGUUGCUUCUAAGGAGUUCCUAUCGCCAUAAGCAGUGCUUGUAA
Molecule: messenger RNA, 504 nt
Organism: Symbiodinium sp. CCMP2592
Lineage: Eukaryota; Dinophyceae; Suessiales; Symbiodiniaceae
Source: the annotation of a GenBank genome assembly